Molecule: messenger RNA, 2945 nt
Organism: Tupaia belangeri chinensis (Chinese tree shrew)
Lineage: Eukaryota; Metazoa; Chordata; Mammalia; Scandentia; Tupaiidae
Gene: MCOLN3
Product: mucolipin TRP cation channel 3
Exons: 16
Coding region: 489-2297 (602 amino acids)
Cellular component (GO): lysosomal membrane; plasma membrane
Molecular function (GO): NAADP-sensitive calcium-release channel activity
Source: RefSeq, a predicted model, not a curated record
AGAAGAACUGGCAAGUGCCUUGGAUUUUAAAAAACAUAUUGAAGUUCUUCAUUACUUACUCCAGCUUUGGCCAGUGACCAGCUGUCUCAAGACAAACUUUGGGACCCUUCUACAAAUGGAACAGGAAAUGAACAUGCUGAACUGCAUUUAGGCAGCUAAAAACAACACAAAGAUUUCCAGGACCCAAGUCCCAAAGGAGUUGUUGGGCUUCCAGAAACAAUCUACUGGAAGUUAUAUGAAAGUCAGAAUUAUAGAUGUAAAAUGAAAAUAAACAUACAUGAAGGAUGUAAGCUAACCAGCUUUGAAAAAGAACAAAGUUGGAGGACCAAACCUGAUGAAGCCCUGGUGAAUUUAUCAGCAGAGGGAAUGAGACAGACAGGCAGACUGGGCUCUGCUCAAGCUCUUGCCUAUCAACACGCAAGGUCUUCCAUCACCCAGCCAGCAGGAAGACUCUCACCAGAUGCUGCCCCUGGACCUUGUGCCUCCAAAUGGUCAGUAUCCAUAGCAGAAGACAGAGUGGUGGAAAGAAAGAAUAUUGGUACUGGAAACAGAAAGGCUUGGAUUCGAACCCUGGGAAACAUUUGGCAAUGUCUGGGAACAAUUCCGGCUUCAUCUUUCAAUUUCAGCCUCCAGAGAUGUCAAAUCCUGAGGUAGUUAUAAGUAGCUGCAACUCUCACGAAGAGGAAAAUCGCUAUACUUUUGACCAGCAUACGCCUCCAUCUCAGGAGCUUUUAUUAGAAGAUCAGAUGAGGAGAAAACUCAAAUUCUUUUUCAUGAAUCCUUGUGAGAAAUUCUGGGCUCGAGGUAGAAAACCAUGGAAACUUGCUAUACAAAUUCUAAAAAUUGCAAUGGUGACUAUCCAGCUUGUCUUUUUUGGACUGAGUAACCAGAUGGUGGUGGCUUUCAAGGAAGAGAAUACUAUAGCAUUCAAACAUCUCUUUCUAAAAGGAUAUGUGGACCGAAUGGAUGACACGUAUGCAGUGUACACGCAAAGUGACGUCUACGAUCAGAUCAUCUUCGCAGUGAAUCGAUACUUGCAGCUACGCAACAUCUCAGUUGGGAAUCACGCUUACGAGAACGAGGGUACUGAGCAGUCUGCUAUGGCCAUCUGUCAGCACUUCUACAAGCGAGGGAACAUCUGUCCUGGAAAUGACACCUUUGACAUUGAUCCAGAAGUUGAAACUGAAUGUUUCUUUGUAGAGCCAGACGAACCUUUUCACAUUGGAACGCUGGAAGAACAUAAACUCAAUUUAACGCUGAACUUCCACAGACUCCUAGCAGUGGAGCUUCGGUUUAAACUGAAGGCCAUUAACCUGCAGACAGUUCGUCAUCAAGAGCUCCCUGACUGUUACGACUUUACUCUUACUAUAACAUUUGACAACAAAGCCCAUAGUGGAAGAAUUAAAAUAAGUCUAGAUAAUGACAUUUCCAUCAGAGAAUGUAAAGACUGGCAUGUGUCUGGAUCAAUUCAGAAGAACACUCAUUACAUGAUGAUCUUUGAUGCCUUUGUCAUCCUGACUUGCUUGGCUUCGUUGGUCCUCUGCGUUAGAUCUGUAAUUAGAGGACUUCAGCUUCAGCAGGAAUUUGUCAGUUUUUUCCUCCACCAUUAUAAAAAAGAAGUUUCUGUUUCUGAUCAAAUGGAAUUUGUCAAUGGAUGGUACAUUAUGAUUAUUAUUAGUGACAUACUGGCCGUCAUUGGAUCAAUUCUGAAAAUGGAAAUCCAAGCCAAGAGUCUAACAAGUUAUGACAUCUGUAGCAUACUCCUUGGGACUUCUACCAUGCUCGUGUGGCUCGGAGUCAUCCGAUACCUCGGUUUCUUUGCGAAGUACAAUCUCCUGAUUUUGACACUUCAGGCAGCGCUGCCCAAUGUCAUCAGGUUCUGCUGCUGUGCAGCUAUGAUUUAUUUAGGCUAUUGCUUCUGUGGAUGGAUCGUGCUGGGGCCUUACCAUGAUAAGUUUCGUUCUCUGAACACAGUCUCUGAGUGCCUUUUCUCUCUGAUAAAUGGAGAUGACAUGUUUGCCACAUUUGCAAAAAUGCAGCAGAAAAGCUACUUGGUCUGGCUGUUUAGCAGAAUUUACCUCUAUUCAUUCAUCAGCCUCUUUAUAUACAUGAUUUUAAGUCUUUUCAUUGCACUGAUCACCGACACAUAUGAAACAAUUAAGCAUUACCAACAAGAUGGCUUUCCAGACACUGAGCUUCGUACAUUUAUAUCCGAGUGCAAAGAUCUACCCAACUCUGGAAAAUACAGAUUAGAAGAUGACCCUCCAAUAUCUCUAUUCUGCUGUUGUAAAAAGUAGCUCUCAGGUUUACCAUGCUCUUGAGGAAAACAUAGUAUGUAGCUGAGUUGAGAGACUACAUGGAGAGUUUGACAUCAGUUGUAAUAUGUUUGAAAACAAGCUAUUAUUUUGAGCUAGUGGGUAACUACAAUUCACCAAGAACUAUGCUUAUAUUUUUUAAAGCAAUAUUUAUUGUCUGUGCAGCUUUACAACGGGUUGUUUAACAAAUUAACGUUGGGGAGGGAAGCUAUUGUAUUUUGCCAUUGCUUUAGAAAGUGUUUUCUCUGUCCCUCGCUAGCUCUUACACUCUUGCUUCCAGAUGUUCUGACUGUGGACUGUGUCCUCGGUGGGAAACAGUCCCUCGUCUGACAGUGACUUCAGACAACCCAGUUACCCUGACCUGGAUUGCUCUUUAGUCCAUCCCUGAGAAAGUAGGUAUAGCUCCUGUAUAUUCAGUAAUCACUGCAUUUUAGAGUCUUCUCAUAAAGGACAAAGAAGCAACUAUCACCAGCUAACAGUGCAAUGUUUGCUUCCGAAGGACAAUUGCUAUUUGAUUUUGCUUUUAGUUCUGAGGAGGAUCAAGGGUUCUGUCUUUAAUUUUGCCAGCGGGCACAUGAGCUCACCAGAGAGAGAGAGACAGAGAGAGACAGGGAAUGAAGCAGCCCUAGG